Molecule: messenger RNA, 284 nt
Organism: Staurois parvus
Lineage: Eukaryota; Metazoa; Chordata; Amphibia; Anura; Ranidae
Source: the annotation of a GenBank genome assembly
UGUUUGAUCCUGUCUUCUCUGCCCCUUCACUUGUUCAAAUGUUCAUGCUGAUAAGACAGACUGAACCUGUAGUCCUUCUGCACAUGUUCAGUUUUUUUUUUCUUGGAAGAAUAUAUAUGGUCAGCACAGGGCCAAUCAGCACUGUCCAAACAGAGGUCAGGGGUUUUCAUCCUCCUAGAGCAGAAAGAAAACUCCUCCUACAAGCUUUAACCAGUGCUCUGCUGAAGUCACAAGACUGCUCUAACUGCUGAUGAGAAAAGGUAUUUAGCAGGUUAUAUUUACUA